Molecule: messenger RNA, 2430 nt
Organism: Hydractinia symbiolongicarpus
Lineage: Eukaryota; Metazoa; Cnidaria; Hydrozoa; Anthoathecata; Hydractiniidae
Product: HEAT repeat-containing protein 3-like
Exons: 18
Coding region: 300-2153 (617 amino acids)
Biological process (GO): ribosomal large subunit biogenesis; protein import into nucleus
Source: RefSeq, a predicted model, not a curated record
UCUAACUUGCCGUUACAUAAACGACACUAUUUCGUUGGUAAAUUUUCUUACAUGUCUUGUGGGCCCACGUGCAGGAAGACACAAAGGAUCCGACCCUGCAAGCAAGCUGUGAGAACAUUCGUGGUGAAUCUCUAUCUCUAUACAGUCACCAAUAAUUGAAGUGGACCUGACAUAAUACGUAACUGGGUCACAUGCCACAAAAAAGAAGAUUGGAGCUAGUUUAAAAAUUUUAUCGAAUAAUAAGUUUGGAUAUAUCAUUGGGAAUUUCUCAUGCAAUUCUUCUGGCACUAGUCAUUUUGAUGGGGAAAACAAGCAAAAAGAAAAAGAAACAGCAGCGCAAAAAACCCAAUGUUGCUGCUGACGACGGGAAGCUGAAAGAAGCAGUAAAGUUAAAUUUGGAAAAUGGUACUCAAGAACUGGAACGAAUGCAAGCUAUGCUAGACAUUCUGAGUGGACCAAAUUUUGAUGAAGAUAUAAACUGUGCUCUUGCAACCAUUUCCAGUUUUGUUCUUGAGGAAAAAGGAGCUGGACUUUUUACUGCACUUAAUGGAAUAUCAAAAGUCUCGUCUCUUCUUUUGCACAGCAGUACAGAUAUCAGAGAAAGUUGUGUGGGAACGCUGCAGAAUGUUCUUUUGAUGUGUGGUGAGAAUGUUGCAGAUUUAAUGCUUAAUAAUGGAGUGGUUGGAAAUGUUGUGACACUUUUCAAACAGGCACACGGAAUUCUUUGCAACAACAACAUGGCAAACUCUCUCCCAAAAGAAAAUUUUAUUAAAGAGUGUAAUUUUUUGGGAGAAGCUUUAGUUUUUUUCACAAACUUGAGUGAGGCAUCAAAUGUUCUUGUUGAGUCCAUAGAUCUGGAAUCAUUACUGCCCUUUCUUCUUGGAGUAGUCACUUCAAAAAUGUUCGACGACUCCUUUCGAAUCAAAGCAGCGCAUUGUUUAUACACAAUAUCAGAAGAAAAUCAAAUUAUGUCUAGCAUUGCAAUGGCUCGUCCCGAUACAUUUGCAGGAUUGUUGCCAAUUUUUAAAACUGAUACCGAAAGUAACCAUCUGCUUCUUCCUAUUCUGUCUGGCGGCGUUUUAAACAACAUCUCAUCAGGGCUUACUGAAGAAGUUAACAGAAACGUUCAUGAAAAUAUUUUAAAAUUGAUUUCCGCUAUUCUCGCAUCAAGUGUACCUGCUCAGCUGCAGUCUCCAUCCACUAAAGAAGAGAUUGAUGUUGGUAUUAAAACUUUGACAGCACAAAGAAUUGCUCUUGAACUCUUGUCCAAUAUGAUCUGUCCAAAUGGUGACGAUGACUCUUGGGUGGAACUUGAAGAUGAUGAAAUGGACACAGAAUGCAUGGACGAGGAAGAAGAGACGCCUGUUCUGAAGAGUGAGGAGAGUGAAGGUAACACGAAAUUAUUGAAGGAAUUGCUUGAAUUUGAUCUUCCAAACAAGGUUUUGUCGCAAUGUGUUGUCUCCAAUCUGGAUCAUUUGGAAAAUCCAUUAAUAAAAGAAGCUGCGUCAAAAGUGGAGAAUCGGUCCUGGCAAUGUUUGAGCAACUUACUCUCCAUCACACCUAUUGAUAUACAAGGAGAGUUUGUUGAUAACAUGUGGAAGCUGGCUCUCUCCUCCCUUGUUGUUCCAAACGACGCAGUACUCCGGAAUGUUGAUAUUGAAUUUCUUGAUGCUAUAUCGAGUGCUGUGAGGUCGAUUGUUGAAAAGUUCAUUGGGGCGAAAAAAUACGAGAUUUGCUGUUUCGACACUCUGAUGUUGGGACAUAAGAUUUUGUCGCAAGAGAUUACUGACUCGACAAAAAUGAAUGUGAUCAGUGUUUUCGGUAUGAUUGGGAAAUACGUAUGUACGAGAGAAGAAGGUCAGCAGAUUUUGGAAAAAAUUGGAUCUCUCUUCUGCGAAAUGCUCAAUACCUCCGGCCUGAACCUGGUCGUGGUAGCAGAAGUACUGGACGCAACAUUCGACACGUUCGCGGAUGGACCACACGUGGAUGUUGUAUUACAAAACACACAGUUGCUUCAAACUCUAAAAACACUCCUAUCUAACUUAAAAAGCCGUAUGAGAACAGAAAGAGUAUCAUUAGGCGAAAAUAUCGGUAUCGUGGACAUGGCUCGAGUCAAUUUAAAUCGGUUCAUUAAGUACAAAGAGAAAAGGUGACCGAGACAAAUUUACAUGUAAAAAAGAAAACACUAGCACAAUAAAUCCCCUAAGUGAAACGCAAUCGAGACAACUGGAAAAUUAGACGUGACUGAAAAACUUUCACAUCGCAUGAAGUCGUUGGUUCACUGGUUAUAACUCCAGUGAGCGCGUUGAAUUGACACGAACCUAAUGUGCUUGCAUACCACCUUGAAUAAAACAAUUUUUUUUUUGUUUUUAGCUAAAUACCACCUUGGUAGCUUCUGUAAUUUUAUAAGAACAAAUAUACAUAUAUAUA